Molecule: messenger RNA, 2265 nt
Organism: Wasmannia auropunctata (little fire ant)
Lineage: Eukaryota; Metazoa; Arthropoda; Insecta; Hymenoptera; Formicidae
Gene: Creld
Product: cysteine-rich with EGF-like domain protein 2
Exons: 4
Coding region: 232-1365 (377 amino acids)
Molecular function (GO): calcium ion binding
Source: RefSeq, a predicted model, not a curated record
GGAAGACACGUUUUGUCGUCUGGUCUCCUAACCUUGGACGUCACAUUUGUCAGAUUCGUUUUGAAUGAACCUAUUCGGAUAUAAUUAUGAUCUAGUAGAAUAGGAUAAACGUUCGGAAGUCCGUUCGCUUUUUACUCCCCGCGAAUAAAACGGAUACCUCUCUCUGUGCUUCCUCGCUAUACUUUUUUUUUAUAAAUAUAUCGUAGUUGCGUCGAUAGCCGGUGCGAUAUAAUGCGAGUGCCGACCAGCGUUCUUUUCCUUGGCAUUUUUGUGAUCCUAACGACUUGCAUGAGCAACGUUCAAUGCGAGAAAGAAAAGGGCGAGGAGGAGCUCAAGUCCCAAAAAUUUCCGCCCUGCGCAGCGUGUAAAAUACUUAUUAAUAGUUUCAAAAAGGGUUUAGAAAAAACGAGCCGUGGAAAGUUUGAGGGUGGAGAUAGCGCUUGGGAGGAGGACAAGUUAGGCUCGUAUUCGAGAAGCGAAAUACGAUUGAUUGAAAUACAAGAGAACUUAUGUAAGGAUAUCGAACGCGGCGAGACACAGUGCCAAUCUUUAGCUGAAGAGUUGGAGAGUCAGAUAGAAGAAUGGUGGUUUAAGCAUCAAAGCACUCAUCCAGACAUAUACGAUUAUAUCUGUAUUGAAAAGACAGAGCAUUGUUGUCCGAAAGAUCAUUACGGACCGAAUUGCACGCAGUGUCCAGGGUAUCCAGAUAAAAUCUGCAGUAACAAUGGGAAGUGCAAAGGGGCUGGCACGAGGAAGGGAAAUGGUGGCUGUUUCUGUGACAAGGGAUAUAUUGGAGACAUCUGUUCAGAGUGUGCUCCAGGAUAUUACGAAUCUUACAAGGAUGAAAAAACCUUACUAUGUUCUGCAUGUCAUGCGGCAUGCGACGGACCUUGCAGAGGCGCUGGACCAAAGGAUUGUGAGAAAUGUGCUGCUGGAUGGCACAUGAUCGAUGACAAAGGCUGCUUUGAUAUCGAUGAAUGUUCAAGAAGCGAUAUUUGUCCUGGCAAUCAAUUCUGCGUUAAUAAAGAAGGAAGCUAUGCUUGUCUAGCUUGUGACAAAGCUUGUAAUGGUUGCACAGGCGAUGGGCCAGAUAUGUGUGUCAAAUGUGCUGAAGAUCAUCAUAAAAAGGAUAAUUUAUGCAUAAAUUCAGAUCUUCUUGGCCGCAAGAAACAAGAAAAUCUAGCGAGAUAUCUGACAUAUUUCGGACUCUGUGUAGCGACAUGUAUCAUUUUGCAGCGUAACGUUUAUGUAGCAAGCGUUAUCGGUUUGUUAGUUGCAAUAUAUAUAUCAGUCUCAGAGUACAUGAUUGCGCAUAGCAAUGUUCAAGAUACAACGGCAAAUAUGGAUAUUCUAGGACCAGCUUAAAUAGGAAUGCAAUUUAAAAAUUCUCUGUAAAGUCAUUUCAUUAUCAUGUUAUAUCAGAAUAAGAACAUUAUUCAUAUGUAAAAUAGGGCAUAUUAUAAUUCAUGUAAUUAAUUGCCAUUGUAAAUUGAAAAGAUGUUACAAUUUUCUUUAUUAAUAAUAUUUUUUCUUGCUAUAUUUUUGAAAAAAAUCUUUGAUAUAUGUUCAUGAUUUAUCUAUAUUUGUUUCUGAUAUCUAUAUGUUUGCUUUAUACAAUUAUGUUUUCUAUUUUUCAAAAAUAACCAGUUUUUUAAAUACUAUUUCUUGUACCAAAGUUACUGCUAGUUUUUUAUCCAGUAUAACUUUAUUAUUGCAUAUGUUACAUAAUUGUAAAUAUAUCUCAAUGUAGACAAGAAUUAAUAAGAAAAGGAGAUACAGUUUUACAGUUUUAAAAUAAGUACAUUACAAAUCACAAAAAGAACUACAACAUACAUAUUAUUUAGGCAUUUUUAUACUCAUUAAAAUAUUUAAACUUUUGCCGAUAUAUACUCGUAUCUACAUACCUGUAGUUUCUAAUAGCUAUAAUACAAUAGCAUCAAUUUCAACGAAGAAAAUGUUACAAUAUUGUCAAUAAUUAUUAUUAAAUGAAAAUUUUUAUUUCAUGUUUAUAUUUUUUAUUGGGUUUUAUUCAGUUAUUACAACAUCGAAUAUUAUGGAAUUUAAUUAUGUACACUACAUGUAAAAAUGUAGCAGAAUGUAAUAUAUCUUUAUAGAAUUUAUGUUAAUGUCGUUAAAACAUAUAAUAUUGUAUAUUAUGCAUUUGGUAUAUAAUCUAUUUGCUUAAUUUAUGUUAAUACAUUAGAUUUAUAUAUUGACAUAUAACUAACUGUUCAGUAUAGCAAAUAUACUACUUGAGUAAAAUUA